CAUUGGUUCACAGCUGACUGGCUGCUCUGCGCGGAGUCCUGUUUAAGUUUCCAGGCAUGGCGAGGUGAAGGUCACUCAGAUCAGAAAUCAUGAGUGGGCUUUUCGCCCUCUUGACAUUUCUCGCCCUUAGUUCUGCAGACGCGAAGCCCAACGCUGGGUUGAAGACGUGGGGCCGCUUCAGUAAGCUCCCCUACCCAGGAGACAAGGCUUUCCUCUACGAUACCUUCCCCAGCGGCUUCAUAUGGGCGGUGGGCACGGCGGCGUACCAAGUGGAGGGGGCGUUCGAGAAGGACGGAAAGGGGCUCUCCAUCUGGGACACCUUUACGCGCGGCGGGAACCGCAUAGCCACCGGGGACGUGGGCAGCGACAGCUACCACAACAUCCACGCUGACAUCAGAGCAAUCCGCCAGCUCGGGGUGACCCACUACCGGUUCUCCCUCUCCUGGUCCAGAAUCUUUCCAAACGGGACCCGCGGAAGCUACAACGAAAUCGGCACCAACUACUACCGGACGCUCAUCAAAAGGCUGAAGGAGAUCCGCGUCCAGCCGGUGGUCACCCUCUACCACUGGGACCUACCCGAACACCUCCAGCUGAGCCUGGGCGGCUGGAGCAACCCGGAGCUGGUGGAGAUUUUUAAGGAUUAUUCUGAUUUCUGUUUCCAUGAGUUUGGGGAUGACGUGAAGUACUGGAUCACUAUCGAUAACCCGUUUGUGGUUGCGCAGCACGGAUACGGAACCGGGGUGGUCGCUCCCGGGAUAAAGAAUGACCCCGAUCUCCCAUUUCGGGUUGGACACAACUUGCUCAAGGCUCAUGCAGCUGCAUGGCAUCUCUACAACCGCCGUUAUCGGCCUCGGCAGCAGGGAAAGCUCUCCAUGGCGCUGGCCUCUCACUGGAUCAAGCCCCGCCGAACCCACCUGGAGAGCCUGCGGGAGUGUCAGUGCUCCCUGGACCACGUCCUGGGCUGGUUUGCCCGGCCGCUGUUUGCAGAUGGAGACUACCCUCCUUGCAUGAGGGAGCGGCUCGGCUCGCGCCUACCGUCCUUCACCCAGGAGGAGAGGGAGCAGGUGAGGGGAACUGCUGACUUCUUCGCUCUCUCCCAUGGGGCUACGCUGAGCUUCCAGCUCAUCAACGACAGCCUGAAGUUUGGGCAGCUGGAGGACCUGGACCUGAGGAUGCUUCUCUACUGGAUCAAUGCAGAGUAUGACAAACCACCCAUCUUUGUGGUGCAGAAUGGUUGGUACGUCCUUGGGAAAACUAAGACAGAAGACCCAAAACACAUGUACUACCUCAAGAGGUUCAUAGCAGAGGCACUUAAAUCAAUCAUCAUCGAUGGCGUGAACAUGAUUGGAUACACAGCCUGGUCCCUUAUUGACGGCUUUGAGUGGCACAGAGAAUACGGGAUUCGCCGUGGACUGUAUUACGUUGACUUCAACACUCCUGACAUGAAGAGGGAGCCAAAGACAUCUGCUACCUUCUACAGAAACGUCAUCCAUAGGAAUGGAUUCCCUGAACUUCCAGAGUACAGACCAGCACAAGGAAUGUUCCCAUGUGAUUUUGCUUGGGGUGUAUCGGCCAACUCCAUCCGGGUGGAGACAACUCCCACCCAGUUUGCAGAUCCCAAUGUUUACUUGUGGAACAUUUCCAACAACGGAGAGCUGAUCAAGCUGGAGGGAUUCAGUGCGCCACCUUUACACCGAGCCACGCAUUGUGCAGAUUAUGCCACAAUCCGGCAACAGGUGGAUGAAAUCAGGCAGGUGGGCGUAAACCACUUCCACUUUUCCCUCAACUGGUCUGCUCUGGUGCCUACAGGUGACGUGGCUUAUCCCAACUCCACCCUGCUGGGAUAUUACCGCUGCUUCACCCGUCAGCUGGUGCAGGCCAACGUCACACCUGUGGUCACCCUUUGGCACCACACACGGCAGCGCAGCAACAUGCCAACCCCGCUUGACACUGCCAACAAGUGGCUCAACAGUAAGACACCAGAGGCCUUUGCAGACUAUGCCAGGCUUUGCUACAGAGAAAUGGGGGCCUAUGUAAAGAUGUGGAUCACCUUGAAUGAACCCAAUGAUGAGAUGGUGAGCUAUCAGGAGGGCCACAAGAUGCUGAGGGCACAUGCUCUGGCCUGGCGCGCCUACGAUCAGGAGUUCAGACAUACGCAAAGAGGACAGGUAUCUCUGGCUCUGCACAUGGACUGGGUGGAACCGGCAUUUUCCUUCAGCCGAGAGGACGUGGAGCCGGCGAAAAGGGUUUUGGAUUUCAACGUUGGCUGGCUGGCCGAGCCGAUCUUUGGCAGCGGUGAUUAUCCUGUGGGAAUGAGGAACUGGCUGCGACAGCUCAACUCACUUGAAUUGCCUGUUUUUAACAAGGAGGACAUGCAGCUGGUCAGAGGGACUUAUGACUUUUUCGCUAUGAGUCACUUCAGUACCAAGCUUGUAACUCAUGCCAAGGAGGACUCAUACACCUACACAGAGAUGCUUGAGGUUCAGCACAUGAUAGACACAACAUGGAUCAUGUCUCCCAGGCCCGUCGUGCCCUGGGGGCUGAGGAAGGCUCUAAACUGGGUAAAGCAGCACUACAGUGAUGUACCCAUCUAUGUAAUGGCUAAUGGAGUCCAGGAAGACCCAGCCCGUUUCAAAGACUCCCUACGAGUUUAUUACCUCUACAACUACAUUAACGAGGCACUUAAAGCAUUUACUCUGGAUGGUGUCAACCUGAAGGGUUACUUUGCCUACGCCCUGAACGACCAAAGAGACCCGGGGUUUGGCUUUUAUGGUCAGGUCCACGACGAGGUCAUCGUCAAGGCCUCCCUUUCCAACUAUCGCAACAUCAUCCAGCACAACGGGUUCCCCAUUCCCGGAGCGUCUCCACAGCAGUGUCCCGCACUGCUAGAGCCCUGCCCCGACUGCCACAUCCUCAUCAGGAGGCCUGUCGUGGGCUUCUUGACUCUAGUGGGCUCAGGAAUUCUGAUUACUCUGGGUCUCAUCAUUUACUACACCGCCAAGAGACACAAGGAACAUUACUGAGGAUGGGAUGCAGACUGGGCUGCUGGUUCAACAGUUAUGUGACUGCCAGGUAUUUAUAGGCAUGGGCCCUUCUAUAAUCCACAUAGGCGAGAUGAUUUUUUUCAAAAUAAAAAAAAGGCUUAAUAUAUAUAAUUGUUUUUUUUUAUGAAACAAAAGAAAUUUCAUAAUAAAAGUUGUAUAAUAUUAUGUACUUAUUCAUGGCUGCUAGGAUUUUCUCAAACAGAAAACAUGUAGACUAAACAUACUACAAUUUAUUCAAAUGACUGAAGAGGUUUUUGGCAUUUGGCCCUCUGGGGUAACACAAAUCUAACAAGCUGAUGUUAAUUAAUAGAACAGAUUUUGUAGACUCAUCAUCACAGCAUGAUGCUGUGCUGCCACCAUGUUUUACUGUUGAGAGGGUGUGAUCAAAGGUCAAACACUUUGACCUUUGGUCUCCCCAGAUCCAAGGAACAUCCUUCGCAUGUGUGCUGUAUCCUCUGUAUGGCUUGCAACAAACUGCAAAUUGGACAAUUUAUGGCUUUUUUAAAAUCAAUAGUAAGUCUUUGCUCACAAACUGUAAUUUUAAAACAUUUUCCUCCUGACAUAUGGGUGAUUGUGCAGCACUCCUUCAGCAAUGGGACAUCUUGAAAUAGGUACUUGGUCCAUGCCUAUUUGUUAGACUUUUGGUGCUUACAUAUUUAUCUUAAAUUGUAAUUUAUUAGUUAUUUAAGCAGUGUCUCAAAGACCUAUAGACACUGUUGUAAGACAUGCUAUGAGUAAGCAUAAUUUGUGAAUAAAUUAAAUUUUAAUUCAUUAAACUAAAUGGGGCUGAACU
Poeciliopsis prolifica (blackstripe livebearer) is the source of this 3837-nucleotide messenger RNA. It is a transcript of the gene kl, whose product is annotated as klotho. The transcript has 13 exons. Gene Ontology annotation, biological process: carbohydrate metabolic process. The record is from RefSeq and is a predicted model, not a curated record. Gene Ontology annotation, molecular function: hydrolase activity, hydrolyzing O-glycosyl compounds. Bases 90 to 3023 code for a protein of 977 amino acids. NCBI's taxonomy places the organism in Eukaryota, Metazoa, Chordata, Actinopteri, Cyprinodontiformes, Poeciliidae.